AGUCAGGUAUAUAUUAUAUAUAUUAUAUAAUAUAAAUGUUACAUAAUGUAUAAAUAUAUAUUGUUUAUGGAUAUUCUCUUUCUCUAAUCUCUAUAAUAUAUAUAUAUACAUUUGUUUUUUAGAUUGGAGCUUUCACUUGGUGGUUGGUUUGUUAUUUUUUUUUCACUUGGUGAUUGUGGUAUUGGGCAAUUGGCGAUAUUGAAUUUGUGAUAGCAACAAAUACCAGGUUCUUUUGUUCUUUUAUUCACUUCUAAUUUAAUUAUUAACUCUCUUGAUUGUUCUUUGAAAUAUUAUAUUAGUUUUUUUUUUACUAUGCCUCCCAAUAUUAGAAAACAUGAGUCUGGGUAUGAAAAACGUAAGAAAAAGAAAAAAAUUGAGGAGUUAACUCAAUCUCAAAAAGGAGCUCUUGAUAAAUUUAUUAUAAAAGAACCAUUAGUUUCUUUAGAAAAUCAUAAUUAUGACAUUGUUGAUGUUAAAAUUCCUGAAAAUAUGGUUCUUAAUGAAAAUGUUAGUAUUGAGAAUCAAAAUGAAAGUGUUGAUGUGGAAAAUAGAGGUGAUGUGCCUAUUGAAAAUGUUAAUGUGGAAAAUAAUAGUGAUGUGUCAUUUAAAAAUGAUAAUAUGGAAAAUCAAAGUCAUAAUACUGCAAAUAGUGAUGAUGAUCAUUUGAAUAAUUCACUUAAAAACGAAGAUAUUUUAGAGGAUAAUGAUGAUAACAAUGCAGAACAAUCAAACCCAUUUGAACAUUUGCUUGAUAUAUUUGAUCCAAGAAAUUGGGAUGCUCUUGAUUCAAAAAUGAUUGAUUUAUUAGUGUUGAAGGGUCCAAAAAGAGAUUAUUCUGUUAUGAGUGGUUCUAAAACCAAAAUUUUUUAGACGAUUCAUUGCUAAUUAUACUAUAGUUUUAUCAAAUGGAGAGAAGUGUGAUCGAGAUUGACUUGUUUAUUCAAAAGAGUUAGAUAGAGUAUUUUGUUUUUGUUGCAAAGUUUUUAAAAAGUGGGAAUGGUAAAGGCAUGUUAACAAAUGAAGGCUUUAGUAAUUGGGCGCAUAUUGGUGAAAGACUAAAAGAGCAUGAGAUUAGCAUGGAACAUGUUAAAAAUAUGACCACUUGGUAUGAAUUGCGUCUAAGGCUUAAAAAGAAUCAAACGAUUGAUAAAACUACUCAAAGGCUAAUUGAAAAAGAAAAAUAUCAUUGGAAAAAAGUUUUACUAAGAAUUAUUUUAAUAGUGAAAUUUCUUGCUAAACAUAACUUGACCUUUCGUGUUUCUAAUGAGAAAUUGUAUCAAAAUAGUAAUGGAAAUUUUUUGGGCUUAAUUGAAAUGUUGACAGAGUUUGACCCUGUUGUCCAAGAACAUGUUAAACACAUCACAAAUGAUGAUAUUCACAAUCAUUAUCUUGGACAUAACAUCCAAAAUGAGUUAAUACUUUUGCUUACUUCUGCAAUCAAAACUGAAAUCAUUAAAAAAGUUAAACAAGCAAAGUAUUUUUCUGUGAUACUUGAUUGUACUCCUGAUGUUAGUCAUCAAGAGCAGAUGUCCUUAAUAUUGAGAUAUGUGGAUGUUUCUUCACAUUCGGUUAACAUUGAAGAAUCUU
This is a messenger RNA of Cannabis sativa, 1587 nucleotides long. RefSeq lists its product as uncharacterized. The record is from RefSeq and is a predicted model, not a curated record. The coding region runs from base 313 to 870 and encodes 185 amino acids. The transcript has a single exon. NCBI's taxonomy places the organism in Eukaryota, Viridiplantae, Streptophyta, Magnoliopsida, Rosales, Cannabaceae.